CCAAGUCAAAAACAGAUAUUUGCAUCACCAAGCGACGGCCACACCAGCGCAAACGACAGCGGAGUAAAAAUUUUCGCUCUGCGAAUAUUUAUAAAAAAUUGCUUUGAAAGCAAAUAGCUGAAAUUAGAAAGAAUACACGCCAUGGCCUGCAACGCUAGCAAGACGUCGCUCCUGCGCUCCAUUGCCAAACGAGGCUACUCCACCUGCCCGCGUCCUGCUGGCGACGUGUCCAGCAUCAAUGUCAAGGUGCUGGAGAACAAGCUUGUGGUUGCCUCCGCAGAAGCCACUGUUCCGGUUACGCGUGUCUCCCUGGUGUUGGGAGCUGGCUCCCGUAACGAGGCCUACGACACCCAGGGUGCUUCGCAUCUGCUCCGUUUGGCCGGAGGUCUGAGCACCCAGAACUCGUCCGCGUUCGCCAUCGCCCGCAACAUCCAGCAGGUAGGCGGCACCCUGUCCACUUGGGGCGAUCGCGAAGUUGUUGGCUACACCGUGACCACCACUACCGACAACGCCGAAGUUGGACUGCGGUAUCUUCAGGAUUUGCUGCAGCCUGCUUUCAAGCCCUGGGAACUGACUGACAAUGCCAAGACCCUUCUGAACCAGUUGGACGCCGUCUCCAAAGAGCAACGCGUAGUUGAGUUGGUGCACAAAGCCGCCUUCCGCAAGGGCCUGGGUAAUUCGAUCUACUCCCCUCGCUUCCAGCUUGGUAAGCUUUCAUCGGAGAGCCUGCUGCAUUACGUGUGCGAGACCUUCGCCGCUGGACGUGCCGCUGUUGUAGGCGUUGGCAUUGACAUCAACACCCUCUCCGGAUUCGCUCAGACUCUGCAGUUCCCCAACGGCGGUGCUAAGCCCGAGUCGCCCAACUGGUACGGUGGAGAUGCUCGCAAAGAUACUGCUGGUCACCAAACUGUCGUUGCUGUGGCUGGACAGGGUGGUGCCGCUUCCAACCACAAGGAAGCUUUGGCAUUUGCUAUUUUAGAGCAAGCUGUGGGUGCUGGAGCGGCCACCAAGCGUGGUAACUCGGCUGGACUUUUCGGUGAUGCCAUCGCCAACGCCGGAGGAUCUGCUGCUGUUAAGGCUAUUAACGCCAGCUACACUGAUGCUGGCCUGUUUGGCUUUGUGGUUUCUGCUGAUUCCAAAAACGCCGGAAAGGCUGUGGACUUCCUGGUUCGUGCCCUGAAAUCUGGUGCAGUGUCCGACAAGGAUGUUGCCCGCGGCAAGGCCCUGUUGAAGGCCCGCGUUAUCUCGCAGUACUCUUCCGACAGCGGGCUGAUCAAGGAGGUCGGCCGCCAAGCAGCGCUCACCCGCAACGUGCUGGAAGCCGACGCUCUGUUGGCAGCCAUCGACGGCAUCUCGCAGUCAGAAGUUCAGGCGGCCGCUAAGAAGGUCGGCAGCUCCAAGCUGGCUGUAGGUGCCAUCGGCAAUCUGGCUAAUGUGCCCUAUGCCUCCGAUUUGGCUUAAGUAGUUAAUCACCCGUAAAGCUGUUAACCGUAAUGUAACGACAAAAAUAAACCUGUUGAGAGGAAAGAAACGAG
Messenger RNA from Drosophila bipectinata, 1535 nucleotides. It is a transcript of the gene UQCR-C2, whose product is annotated as Ubiquinol-cytochrome c reductase core protein 2. NCBI's taxonomy places the organism in Eukaryota, Metazoa, Arthropoda, Insecta, Diptera, Drosophilidae. Gene Ontology annotation, molecular function: metal ion binding. The record is from RefSeq and is a predicted model, not a curated record. Gene Ontology annotation, cellular component: mitochondrion.